Messenger RNA from Trichomonas vaginalis G3, 162 nucleotides. RefSeq lists its product as uncharacterized. The record is from RefSeq and is a predicted model, not a curated record. Bases 1 to 162 code for a protein of 53 amino acids. Lineage: Eukaryota; Parabasalia; Trichomonadida; Trichomonadidae. The transcript has a single exon.
AUGCACUCAAAGAUCUUCGCGAUCACCGUCCGAUCGGUAAAGAAGCCUUCGAGCUCACCAUUGAGCAAGCCAUCCUCGCCAAGGACAAUGCAAAGAAGCGGAUGCUCGAAGCUCUUGAUAAGAUCAAGGAGUACGUCGAAACGUUCUAAAAUAAUUACUUGA